UGGGGCGGCGCGGGCUGCAUGGGUGCGCGGCUGCGGGGCUGCUGGACGACCCGGGGAGCAGUCCCGCUGCCGGCCAGGCGGGCAGCAGGUGCUUUCCCCGGCCGGUCCGGAGAGCUGGGCUCUGGAAGGCGCUGGGGACGCCCGGGGCUGCGGCGUGCGAGGCGGGCGAGUUGCCGCGACGGGACGACGGUGCCGCUUCCCCGGCUGCUGCUCGGACUCUGUUCUGCUCACCCCGCACCGCGGAGCCAGCGGCCCUUCGAGCACCUGCUCUGGGUCCCCGGGCCCACACGGACCUGCUGAGAUGGAUGCCAAGUCAAAAGACAAGCUCUCGGAAACCAAAGAGUCUGCUAUCACUAAUGCUGAAAAUGCCUCUUUCAUUUUGGGAACGGGGAAGAUUGUGACUCCUCAGAAGCAUGCAGCAGAAGUACCUCCUAAUCUUUGCACGACAGAUGCUUUUAAAUCACCUAUGAACUUUUCCACAGUAACCGUAGAGCGAUUGGGAAUUACAUCUGAAAGCUUUGUUAAGAACUCUUCAGGAAAGUCAUCAUCCUAUCUUAAAAAAUCCAGACGACGAUCUGCAGUUGGUGCUCGGGGCUCACCUGAAACAAACCAUCUGAUUCGUUUCAUCGCUGAGCAGCAGAAUUUAAGGACUGCUAAGAAGUCUCCUUGGGCACGGGAUUCCCCUGCACAGGGCAGCCCUGCACUGUAUCGAAAUGUUAACUCUUUAAGAGAGCGAAUGUCCUCUUUCCAGUCAGUUUUUCACUCCAUAAAGGAAAACGAGAAAAUGCCUGACCGUCCAGAAUUGUCAGAGGCAGAAGACACAACAGACUUGACCAAAAAGGAAGAUCUUAGUGAAUGCCAACAGUCUGGGUUCCCUGCAGAGUUACCAUCCAAACGUCGGAGAAUAUCCCCUGAGAGCAACUCUGACGAAAAUCAAACCGAUGCUGAAGGAAAAGUAAUUGAUCUUCAGAUAUUGAGUAUUGAUACAGACAGAACAUGUACAACUGAAACUUCUGCUGAUCUUUCUCAGAAAUCAUCUGAACUUGCUUCAACGCAGUCUGGAGCUUCAGUUGAAGAGUCUCUUCCCCUCACAGAGUUCACAGAGGCCUUAAGUGAACCCAAGGUUGCUGACUGUGUAGAGGGCAGAGGAUCCAGGGAUGCUCUUUCACUUGACGCCUUCCCUGCAGCUGUGAGCCCAGACUCAGUCCCUGCCUUCGGGUCACCAGCUACUCCGGUGUGCAGGAGGGACCUUCCAUCCCAUGAGACCUUUGUGCUUCGUUCUGUGCUGAAGAAACCCUCUGUCACAAUGUUUACAGAGAGCUUACAGGAACAUUGUAACAACCUCUGUGAUGAUAAGACUCAUUCAAGCUUCAUCUCAAAUCUUGCAAAUUGUUACGAAGAACGAAAAAUGGAAGAUCAAGAAAAUUGUAAGGCACCGGCCUUUGUGAAUAUGAGGAAGAGGAAGAGAGUUACUUUUGGGGAGGACCUCAGCCCUGAAGUGUUUGAUGAAUCUUUGCCAGCAAAUACUCCGCUGCGUAAAGGAGGAACACCUGUUUGUAAGAAGGACUUAAGUGGGAUCAGUUCCGUACUAGAGCAGUCACCAGUUCCUGAGCGAUUACCUCAACCAAAUUUUGAUGAUAAGGGGGAGAAUCUUGAAAACAUAGAACCACUUCAGGUAUCAUUUGCAGUUCUGAGUCCUUCUAAUAAGUCUUCAAUCUCUGAGACUCUUUCAGGCACUGAUACCUUAAGUCCUUCAAAUAACCAUGAGAAAAUAUCCUCUUGUAAAGUUGGCAGAAUAACACGGACUUCUAACAAAGUAAAUCAAUGGAUCGAUUUUGCAGAAGAGAGUGUUUGCAACUUAUUUAAUACAGAAGUGCAGCCCUGUAAGGAAAAGAAGAGUAACAGAAGGAAGUCUCAGGAAGCCAAGUGCACACACAAACCUAAAAGGAAUCAGGUUUUAAAAAGUUACAGAAAGAAGAAAGGAAGGAAAAAGAAAAGUGUUGAGAAAUCUUUAUAUGGGGAAAGAGACAUUGCUUCUAAGAAGCCUCUCCUAAGUCCUAUUCCUGAGGUGCCUGAGGUCUCUGAGAUGACACCCUCAGUUCCAAGCUUCCGAAGGAUGUGUUCAGAUGAUUUCAACUCAAAUGGUAAACUUGAAGAAGUACAGAUGCCUAAAAAUCUAGUUGAAAGAAAGAAUCUUACGCCUCAGAAUCCAGAAGAUUUGCGUAUGAAUCAAGCCUUUGGUAAACAUGUUUCUGAAUUCUGCUCUUACAUAAAAAGUUCUUCAUUGCUUGAUAAUGCUACUUCCGAUGAAGAUCCAAAUACAAAUACUAUGGACGCUGAUGAAAACAAAAAUAUUCCAAAAGCAGAAAAUAAGUUGGAAAGUAAAAAUAACCCCCAAACUGGGACUGACAGUCAUGUUUCUUGUGCUUCUGUGACUGAAGAACAUACCGUAUCAGAUAAUCCAAAACCUAAUUUUAUCACGCAGGGUCAAGAAUUUUGUGCUGCUGGUCAAAAUGCGGAAAACCUUUGUCAAAGCUUUAAAAUUUCAGAAGAUAUAAAGUGUGAAAAACAAGAUGACUGCUUAGUAGCUGUGGAGGGAAAACUGCAGUGUAAUCAUUUAAUGUCUGACUCACAAAAAGAAUUUAAUUGUUUAGAAGAUGUCUUAAUUGAAAAUAUGAAGGAAAGUGAGGAUUUGGGAAGCAAAUCUGUAAAAAGCAGUAUUAUGCAUUGUAGAGAAAGGAAACAUAGAAGACGCUCUGUGUAUUAUUCUGAUGGUCAAAGUUUACAUUUGGAAAAAACCGGAAAUCACGAACCUUCCUGCAGUGUGGGCAGCUCUGUAGAGAUGAGUUUAGAAAAUUCUGAACUGUGUAAAGAUUUAUCUGAUGCCAUUGAGCAAACCUUCCAGAGAACAAACAGUGAAACCAAAGUGCGACGUAGCACAAGGCUGCGGAAAGAUUUGCAAGAUGAAGGGCUUGUAUGGGUUUUACUUCCGUUUCCUUCCACUUCCCAAAAUACCAAAAGGAGAACAAUAUGUACAUUUGACAGCAGAGGAUUUGAAAGUACAGCUCCCAGAAAAGAUACCAUGUCCUCCAGACCACAGCCAUGUGUGGCACCUUCUAUCUCAGAUAAAGAAAACAUCCAGGGUCCUGCUGCUGAUUCUUCUAGUUUACCUGGCAAGAGGAGGAAGAGCUUUUGUACAUCUACACUCGCAAAUACUAAAACCACCACCCAGUCAAAACGCUGCAGAAGAGGUGAGAAGGAAGAAAGCUCUCCAAUGGACUUUGGACAGAAUGGAGAACCAAAGCAGUGAUUGACAUUUCCUGCACAGCAUUUGGUGAGAGAGAAGGUAACCAUCUAUGCCGAAAAGAUUCAUCUAGUUCCCAUCCUUUGUUCAACUUCAAUAUUUUAAAAGUUUCAAAUAAAUAAAAUCAUUUGAGUUGAACCUA
Molecule: messenger RNA, 3446 nt
Organism: Lemur catta (Ring-tailed lemur)
Lineage: Eukaryota; Metazoa; Chordata; Mammalia; Primates; Lemuridae
Gene: CDCA2
Product: cell division cycle associated 2
Exons: 15
Coding region: 302-3310 (1002 amino acids)
Biological process (GO): regulation of chromosome segregation; regulation of mitotic nuclear division
Cellular component (GO): nucleus; chromosome
Source: RefSeq, a predicted model, not a curated record